UGUACCUGAAAUUAAUUUGUAGUACUCCAAACAUAAAAAAAGUACACAAUUUUGAAAUUACUCCAUUAUUAAGUCCAAUAAAAACACAAAUUCAAGAAGAAAGUUAUAAUUUGCUAAUUGAUUCAUAUAAUGAUGGAGAUGGUAUAAUGAAUAAACGAAACAUAGAAAAAAAUAAUAUUUUUCCAUAUAACAAACAAAGAGCGUUAUUACCAAGAAAAUUAGAACUCAGCGGUUUUGAAAUUUUGAACACUACACAACAAAUAUUAUCUAGUGUACAAAGUGAAGACACACAAAAACUGAAUUAUUCAAACAAUGUACAGAGUGAUGUAUAUUUUAUUAGCAGGGAUCCUAAACAUUUUCAAUACAAUAAUUAUAUUUCAAAAUCAAACAUGAGUAGUUGUGAAGUAAGCAACAUUGCUAGUGAAGAAUCAUAUGACAGGAAAGAAAUUAAAAUUAACAAUACAAAUACAACUUCAGUUUAUUUUGAAGACUAUUUGAAAAAAGUAGAACACCAAGUACCAGAUUUAAAGAAACCAUCAAUACUAUUUAAAGAAAAAAGUAGUACGGUAGUAAUAAAACAAAGUUUUAGCGGAAAGCUUAAAAAAAAUACUUCACUUUUCAAAAAGAAUAGGUUAGUAAGAGAAUCAAAAACAAGUCCAUCAAUUAAUAUAAAAACAUCAAAUCCAAAACAAACUAAAUACAAUACCCAGAAAUCCACUUCAGAAUCAUGGACUAGGAUAAGUGAAACUUUUAAUGAAAUUUCAUUUUCUGAUUUUGAUAAGACAUCACACACAGAAACAAAAAUUAAACAUAAACAAAGUAAAAACAUACAUCAUAAUGAAAUAGAACAAGAUUCAAGUUUUGAGUAUUAUUAUACAGGGGAAAAAAAUGUGAAUAGUUGGAAUGUGGAAUCACAGAAUAAUAACAGAGAACAGUCUAGCAUCUUAAGUAUUAAUUCUUCCUCAAAAGUCUCUAAUGAACUUAAUAAUUAUGAAGAUCGGAAAAUAUAUGAGGGGAGUAUGUCUCAUUCAAGUUUCCCUACAUUUAGUGACACUAGCAUUUUUUCAUCAAAUUCAAUAUUGGAUUCCAAUAAACUAGUUUCCAUUCAACAGAAAUUUAUAAGUUGGUCACAAGACAGUUCCAAUGCAAUUCAUUAUGAAGAAAACUACACAAAGCAAAAAAAUGGCACUGUAAUAUUUAACAACACACACUCCGAGGAGAUACAAUUUACAUCAAAAGAAAAUAUAACCAUGAAUUUUUCAUCAAUAAACACAUCAAUAUCUUCUACAGCAGAUACUCUGGAAUACAUAUCAAAUUUUAAUGUAAGUGUAAAAUAUAUUAUAAUUUUUUUUUUCAAUAUUAUUUAUCUGAUUAUAAAAAAAAAAUUUUAGGACCACUCGGAAUAAAAAUAUAAGACACAGUAAUCAUGAUAGAAAGUAUAACGGUCACAUUUAUAAUAGUAGAAACUAGAAAGUAUAAUUUAUUUUUCUUUUAUUAACAAAUAAAAAUUUGUACUACAUGAUAUAU
Molecule: messenger RNA, 1527 nt
Organism: Myzus persicae (green peach aphid)
Lineage: Eukaryota; Metazoa; Arthropoda; Insecta; Hemiptera; Aphididae
Exons: 2
Coding region: 147-1391 (414 amino acids)
Source: RefSeq, a predicted model, not a curated record